GUACAAAUCCCCCAUCUUCAGCCACCGUUCUACCGCUUCAUCUUCGUAGACAAGUCCAAUUCUGACCUCCCCUGCAUCAAGUUUGAAAUCAAAACCCAUUAGAAAUUUUCAUAGCAGGCCAAUCAAUUGCUCCAGUCUACAUAGAAGAAAUGAACUGUGGUACCUCUGUGGACGAAGAGCAUCAAACUGGAGUCAAGAUACUGGGGAAUGAAAAGAGACUGGGGCUCCAUAAUAAUGAACCCAAGGUGCAUGGGCCCUGCAACUCUCCUAGCCACCCGCACUUCCCCUGCAUCAGUCUUCACCACUUGCUUGUAGCCUGAUGAGUCUAAAUUUCAUACAAUUAUACAUGGUUUUUUAGUCAUGAAUUGUAGUCUUUUAUAUUUUAUUGGAACAAUUUUAUUUGGUUUUACAUUACUUUUAUCAUUCUUUGUAGGUAGAGGGUAAAACUAAAGAAAUUGAGAGUAAAUGGGCUGAAAUGACAAAAGUUAAAAACAUCAAAUCUGAUUUCAUGAUUUCCCAUUUAAAGACCAGAAUUUAAUUUUUGGUCUGCAUACACGUGGCACAACAUUGUGGGCUUUAUGGAGAUAAAGAUGGGCUUUAAAAUGAAAGGGCACACGGAGUUUUCAAAAGCAGAGCACAUUGUUGAAUAUAAAAAGGGGCAGCCGCUGAGGACUUCGGGGAGAAAAUCAGGGAGGCAGCCGGCAGAAAGCUUGGAGGCGAGUUUGAAGUGGAGCUUGUGCAGAUUCUGUGUGAGUGACGGCAGACGCAAAGGCAGUCACUGGGACACCUCAACCGAAAACAAAGGGGACAAGCGCGAUAGUAAAGGGCUACAGAUCUGAGUUUCACAAAUUGGGUUUUUGCUCUUCUAAACUUGUUUUUUCCUUGUUUUCCUUUGUUUGGAUAUAGAAUUGUGGUUUUUCAAUUUAAUCUCAAAUUUUAUUAUGUUUAGUAUGAAUUGAGACCGAGAGGAGAUUUUAUGUAAUGACUUUUAUUUGUGUAGCACUAGUGAUAAGUGAAUUUAAUUUUUUGUGUAAACUAAGGAAUUUCAUAGAACAUAAUACAUCUUUAUCUAUUUAAAUUCACAUAGAGAUAUAGUGGGUUAAUAGGUGAAGAUAAGUUUGGUAUAACUUGAGAAAGUAUAUGCAAUAAAAUAAGAAAUUCCAC
Rubroshorea leprosula is the source of this 1164-nucleotide messenger RNA. The record is from the annotation of a GenBank genome assembly. Lineage: Eukaryota; Viridiplantae; Streptophyta; Magnoliopsida; Malvales; Dipterocarpaceae.